Leptosomus discolor (cuckoo roller) is the source of this 2041-nucleotide messenger RNA. The record is from RefSeq and is a predicted model, not a curated record. NCBI's taxonomy places the organism in Eukaryota, Metazoa, Chordata, Aves, Leptosomiformes, Leptosomidae.
UCCUUGAAAUAUCUGAAGUCCAUAUGGCUAUGUAUGAUGAAGAUAUCUUGAAAAAUCCCUUCUAUUUGGCCAUUCAGAAGCGGCGUCCUGAUCUAUGCAGUAAAGUUGCAGAACUCCAUGGUAUUGUGUUAGUUCCAUGCAAAGGAAGCCUUUCAAGCAACAGUCUUUCUACCUGCCAGUUUGAAUCUUAUGUUCUGAAGCCGCUAGAAGAAAAUUUUCAGACCUUAAAUGGAAAGGAGAUCUUCAUACAAGGAAACCUCAUCAUUUUAGGAACUGGUUUUAAUUAUCAUCUCUCAGUACCUGUUCUUUUUGAGGAAACAUUUUACAAUGAAAAAGAAGAAAGCUUUAGUAUUUUAUGCAUAGCUCAUCCAUUGGAAAAAACAGAAAGCUCAAGUGAAUCUACAGCUUCAUCAAACUCCUAUUCUCUUAAAAAUAUUGAAGAUGUUAGAGAAUUCUUGGGAAGGCACUGUGAGAGAUUUGAUAAAUAUAUAGGAUCUUUCUAUAGAACAUUUAAAGAACAUGAAAGGAAAAGCCUCCGCCACUACAUAGAUUCUGUUAAUGCACUUUAUACCAAAUGUCUGCAGCAUCUUUUGAGAGAUUCGCACUUGAAGAUGCUUGCAAAGCAAGAAGAGCAAAUGAAUCUGAUUAAACAAGCAGUUGAAAUGUAUAUCCACCAUGCUAUUUAUGAUCUAGUCUUUAAAUAUGUGGGGACUAUUGAGGCAAGUGAGGAUGCUGCUUUUAACAAAAUCACGAGGAGCCUUCAAGAUCUGCAGCAAAAAGACAUUGGAGUGAAGCCUGAGCUCAGUUUUAAUAUACCACGUGCAAAGCGAGAACUGGGUCAGUUGAACAAAUGUACUUCCCCUCAACAGAAGCUACUUUGUCUACGGAAAGUGGUACAAAUUAUUAUGCAAUCUCCUAGCCAAAGAGUUAACAUGGAAACCAUGUGUGCAGAUGAUCUUCUCUCUGUUUUGCUGUAUUUACUUGUAAAAACAGAAAUCCCAAACUGGAUGGCCAACUUGAGUUACAUAAAGAACUUCAGGCUUUGCAGUUCAGUGAAGGAUGAAUUGGGAUACUGUCUAACCUCAAUUGAGGCUGCAAUAGAAUACAUACGGCAAGGCAACCUCUCUGACAGAUCAACAGAAUCUGAGAGACUGUGUGACAAGCUGCUUUUAAAACAAAGGAUGAACUUGUUGUCCCAGAUGUCUGCUAGUCCAAUAGACUGCUUAUUUAAGCAUAUUGCUUCAGGUAAUCAGGAGGAAGUGGAGCGAUUACUAAGUCAAGGUGACAGUGAUAAGGACACUGUACAGAAAAUGUGUCAUCCACUCUGUUACUGUGACAAAUGUGAGAAGCUAGUUUCUGGGAAACUGAAUGAUCCUUCCAUUAUCACUCCAUUUUCCCGAGAUGACCGGGGAUAUACACCACUUCAUAUAGCUGCUAUUUGUGGGCAAACAUCGUUAGUGGAUUUACUAGUAGCCAAAGGAGCCAUUGUCAAUGCUACAGAUUACCAUGGUUCAACGCCACUUCACCUUGCCUGUCAGAAGGGGUAUCAAAACGUUACACUUCUUUUAUUGCACUAUAAGGCAAGUACCGAUGUUCAGGACAAUAAUGGAAAUACUCCACUUCAUUUAGCCUGCACUUAUGGUCAUGAGGAUUGCGUCAAAGCUUUGGUCUACUAUGAUGUGCAUUCCUGUAGACUAGAUAUUGGUAAUGAAAAGGGAGAUACUCCUCUCCAUAUAGCUGCUCGUUGGGGCUAUCAAGGGAUCAUAGAAGUGCUUUUGCAAAAUGGGGCAAAUCCAGAAAUUCAGAACCGAAUGAAAGAGACUUCCCUACAGUGUGCAUUAAAUUCCAAGAUUUUGUCAUUGAUGGAAUUAAACUAUCUAACAUUUGAAAGAGGACAGAGUGCUUCUGAGUCACCGCUUAGGUCUCCCCAGCGCUCAACAGAAACUUUCAGCAGAGGAUCAUCUGUCUCAAGCCUGUCAUCAACAUCAACUGAUACAAGGCAAGAAGAAGUAAAAAGUAGUUAUAAAGAGGUAAGACUGAG